Messenger RNA from Brenthis ino (lesser marbled fritillary), 885 nucleotides. Lineage: Eukaryota; Metazoa; Arthropoda; Insecta; Lepidoptera; Nymphalidae. The record is from the annotation of a GenBank genome assembly.
AUGCCAUUGAAUGCCGCGGGCUGGACGACCGAAGAAGAGGAGAAAUUAAUCCAAUUAGUACAACCACACACACAUCUAUAUUAUUGGCUAGACCCCUCGAGGAAGAAUAUUUUGACCCGUGAAAGGACGUGGCAAGAAAUCGCAAACGAAUUAUUCAAACCGGUUGAAGAAUGCAAGAAACGGUGGCGAGGUCUUCGCGAUGGAUAUACGAGGAAUAAAAGGAUGGGUGCUGUGCACAAGUCCAAAGUACCUAUAUUUGAAAAAUUACAGUUUUUGGACAGUAUGCCUUUAGAUAACAUGCCAUUGGACGUAGGAUAUAAAAAACAGGAAGUUGAGGAAGUGUUAGAGGCUGAUGGUCAGAUACAGGAAGAACAAAUUACAACUGAACAGAACAAUGUCAUAACGGAUAAUCAGGAGUACUAUGAGAUUACGUUAGUUGAUGGGCCUAAUCAAGACACUGAAAUGAAAUUACCUCAAAUAAUAAAAAUAGAAUCAAAAAAAAUUAAACUUGAAUCUACUGAUGCUACAGAUAAAGUACCACCUAAAAAAGUAGGCAGAAAGAAUGCAGGAAGAAAGAAAUCAGUACCAGUGCCUAGAAAUAUUGCACCUAUUAAAAUAUUGCCUAAACCUGUAGUUAUGGGUGAACCUAGAAUAAUCAAACGUGUGGAAGAGUCAAAAUCACCUGAACAACGAACAGAAGCAAUAGAUAAAUUAAUAGAAAAAGUGUUAAAAGAAAAUACAAAUGAGAUUGAUAUAUUCUUUAGAAGUAUGGCGGCAUGUGUAAAAAAAUUACAACCAAACUUGAUACCCAAAGUGAAAAUGGAAGUGUGCAAUGUGAUUGCGAAAUAUGAAAUGCAAAGUUUUGAUAAGAACCAUCAAAUUGUU